This is a messenger RNA of Sorghum bicolor (sorghum), 378 nucleotides long. RefSeq lists its product as uncharacterized. The transcript has a single exon. The record is from RefSeq and is a predicted model, not a curated record. Bases 1 to 378 code for a protein of 125 amino acids. Lineage: Eukaryota; Viridiplantae; Streptophyta; Magnoliopsida; Poales; Poaceae.
AUGGCCAAGAUCCUCCUGCUCAUCCUCCUCGUCGUCGUCACUGCGGUCGUAGAGGCCGCCGAUCCACCGGCGAAAUGGAAGGCCGCCCUGACGGCCUUAGACGCCAUGGACGCGAAGAUGCGGCAAGCUGUUGAUGGCGUCGCCGCCGCCGCUCCAGCCGAGAAGCAGUCCGAGGUCCAAGAGGCCGCCAUGGCGGAGAGGCUGGAUGUCUCACUCGCCCUCGCCCGGGUCGAAGAAACCGGGAACGAGAAGAAGGUCGAGAGCAUGGCGGCUUCCUACGAGAAAGCCGCCGACCUGGUUGUCGCCGCGCCACCGCCUGACAAGCUCAAAGUCAUGAAGGAGGCCUUCCGCGCGGUAACAAAAGCAGCAGCGUUAUGA